AGGCAGAUUUCAUGAAGUAUUUGAUAGAUCAUGAAAAUUUUAGAUAUUGGGCUAAAUGAGUAGGUAUCUGAUUAUUUGUCUAGACUAUUGGUAUGCCAGGGACUGUGCACAUAGGCUAAUUGGAAAAAAAAUCUAUACAAAAAGGAGUAAUUUAUUAUAAUCUCUAUGCCAUCAAAUUCAAAGUGAUUGUUCCCUCUAAAUAUAUAUUCACUUAAAAUGUCAUUAAGAGUUUAUGAAAACAUAGUUUUCAGGAGAUAUCAAUCAACCUUUGGAGGUCAUUAAAUAACCCAGCAUAAUUAGCUAAUUAUGACCUGGUUACAGUAGAAAAACCAAUGACAAGUGCUGAUUAUCGAAAGAGGGGGUAAGACCCUAAUAAAUUUUUUGAGAAGGGGAAACGAGUAAGUUAAACUCUUGAAUUGCUUUCAGAACUCAAAUCAAUUUUACGACAAACUUUGAAGUGCAAACAUCUCCAAGUGCAAGACCAAAACUUUUAUACAAAACGAAGUCUUACAUAAAAUUGUAUAUUGUUUAAUCGCUUCAUCAGAAUAAAAUGGCAAACAUCAUUUUUGAUUUGAAAAACGUGCAGGAGUUGGUAAAAUCCGGAGAAAUGAGUGUCAACUCGGUGUUUCCUUGGAAACAGUACGAUGAAAUAAGUGUUAUACAAUUCGCCAUUAUAAACUCAGACGACGAAUUCAUCGAUUUCUUGUUGGCAAAUAACAUUAGUCUGAGUAAGACCACUAAAAGUUUGGGAAUGGCGCUCGACGUAGCUAUCAAGAAACAAAAACUUGACGUAGUGAAGAAAUUAGUUACUUCUGGAGCUGAAAUUAAUCCAACACCACAUCUUUGUAAGACAUUAUUUCCACUUCAUCUAGCUAUCGAUUAUGGGAACUACGAUAUCACUGAGUUUCUGGUUAUGUCAGGUGCUGAGGUGAAUGCAAAAGUUCAUAAAGCUACAUUCAACAGUGCUUGUUAUAAUUUUUCUGCUUUGAACCUGGCUAUUUCUAAAAUGGAUAUCCGAGUAAUUAAGUUACUAUUGGAUAACAACGCCAUCAUUGAUCAAGCUUCUGACGAAGUACACUCUUCUCUACACUUGGCUGCAAGGCUCAACAGAGUUGACAUUAUUCAGAUUCUAGAGGAAUUUGGAGUAAAAUUUGAAGUGAUCAAGGACCAAGAAUACACGUUGGAGUUUGACGCAGCUAUACGGCAUGAUAACAUGGACAUUGUAAACUUUUUCUUUAAAAAUUGUGACAAUUUUUUGGACAUUUCCGAUUCCUAUGGUGAUACGGUAGCUCACUUGGCAGUUCAGUUUAGUUGUAUUAAUAUUUUGCGUUAUUUACUGGACUGUGGAACAAAUAUCAAUAUAAUUAACUAUGAUAAUUCCAGUUUGCUUGAUAUCGCCAUGGAGAUAAAUAUUAACCACACACUUCGUAAUCAGAUAGAGGAUCAAUCUUUAGAAAUUAUCAAAGUAAUUGAGGAUCACAUCAUCUAGUUAUCCGCAGCCGAUAUAUUUGUUGAUAAAAAAAAUUUAAAAGCUGUGGAUGGUGACAUUUUAAAACCAUUCCGUGAAAAGUGCAAAAAAGAAAUUAACGAAUUAAAAACCAAGAGAAUCAGCAAAACAAAUUUUAAUUAUUAUAGUGUGUUAGAAAAAAACUUACAUAGAUUAGCUGUCGGACUAACAAAUUUAGAUGACUAUAUUGACGAA
Cotesia glomerata is the source of this 1702-nucleotide messenger RNA. RefSeq names its product putative ankyrin repeat protein RF_0381. NCBI's taxonomy places the organism in Eukaryota, Metazoa, Arthropoda, Insecta, Hymenoptera, Braconidae. The record is from RefSeq and is a predicted model, not a curated record. Gene Ontology annotation, cellular component: ciliary inversin compartment. Gene Ontology annotation, biological process: protein localization to ciliary inversin compartment. Gene Ontology annotation, molecular function: protein binding. The transcript has 2 exons. Bases 551 to 1489 code for a protein of 312 amino acids.